AUGGCCUCCGUCAAAUUCAUCAGUCAGAAUGGUGAUAAGCAAGAUUGGCGCUGUGAUCGAAUUGCUGCGCCGUGGGGUCUGAAUACACCCGGACCAGAUGCAGAAUGGCUUUUUCGCAAAGACGUUUGUUUGAAGCCUUUCGUGCACGCCAAACUGGUUAUCACUACUCAGGGCGUAUACGAGGCGGAGAUCAAUGGCCAAAUCGUGGGCGACCACUUCAUGGCCCCGGGCUGGACAUCUUACGACCGGAGAUUACAAUACCAGACAUUCGACGUCACGGCGAACCUUUUGAAUGGUCGCAACUGCAUUGGUGUCCGCGUCGCUGAAGGUUGGUUCUGCGGACGUAUUGGCUUCGAAGGUGGCCACCGAAAUAUUUGGGGACCUCAUCCGGCAUUGAUGGCGCAGCUAGAAAUUUACUACGUCGACGACACCGUUGAGAUCAUACCUACCGAUAGCACAUGGGUUGUGCAAAGAGGGCCAAUUCAAUUGGCCGAGAUCUACAAUGGCGAAAAGUAUGAUGCUACUCGAGAGGUUCCGUAUUGGUCGACCAUUGUGCCUGAAGGACCUUGCGAUAUUUCUCAUACCUGGCAACCCGUUCUCUGCAUGCCACCCUUAUCCGAGCGAAUCAUGCUGACAUCGGGAUUUGGCGAGCCUGUGAGACGGAUUGAGAUCAUCAAACCAGUUCAACAACUUCUGUCUCCAAUGGGAAAAUCCAUCCUCGACUUUGGCCAAAACUUGGUCGGAUAUGUCAGGCUGAGAAACAUAAAAGGGUCUCGCGGUCAUAAAAUUGUCAUUUCACAUGCCGAGGUUCUGGAGAAUCAGGAACUUUGCAUCAGACCACUUCGUCAAUGCGACGCGGUGGAUGAAUAUAUCUUGAAGGGAGACCAAGCAGGCGAGAAGUACGAACCUCGCUUCACAUUCCAUGGAUUUCGAUAUGCCCAGGUCGACGGAUGGACCAGCGACUCCAGUCUGAUUGACUCGGUCGAGGCAGUUGUAUGCCACACGGACAUGGAAGAGAUCGGCUCAUUUGCAUGUUCGGAUACAUUGGUCAAUCAGCUGUACCAUAACAUUCGUUGGGGCAUGAAGGGAAAUUUUCUCUCAGUGCCAACAGACUGUCCUCAACGCGAUGAGCGCCUUGGUUGGUCUGGAGACUUGGCGCUUUUUGCCCCAACAGCAGUACUGCUAUUUAACUGCUAUGAUUUUCUCAAGAAUUGGCUUGUCGAUGUGUGGUAUGACCAGCAAACUCUUGAUGGUGUCCCAGCCAUGGUCACCCCCAACGCGACACUCCCAGACCCUGUAUGGUGUCGUCGGAAACCUUGCGCAAUCUGGCACGAUGUCACUAUUCUUGCACCUUGGGCAUUAUAUGGGGAAACCGGCAAGGUGGAAAUUUUAGAACAGCAGUAUGACAGCAUGACCACUUGGUUGCAGAAACUGCCUAGGAAUAAAGAAGGCUGCACUCACCUCUGGGACACCAGCAUCUUCCAGCUUGGGGACUGGCUCGAUCCCGAUGCUCCGCCGGACGCGCCCUGGAAAGGGAAAACGGACGCACAGCUGGUAGCCAAUGCAUUCUUGAUUCAAAGUUUAGACCUCAUGACUCGAAUCACCGCCCUUCUCCACAAGACCGGUGAAAAAGUCGAAUUUGAGAAAGGGUUGAAUGCAGCCAAAAAGGAAUUCCAAGAGGAAUACGUAACCUCCAAUGGUCGUCUUGUAUCCGACAGUCAGGCAGCUUACGCCAUCGCGAUAUGCUUCGGCCUCCUGACACCUACGCAGCAAGAGCGAGCAGGAGAUCGGCUGGUAUAUCUCGUGCGAAAGAACAAUUUUCGAAUCGGCACGGGUUUCGCCGGAACUCCAUUUCUGUGCGAAGCUCUUGCCUUGACUGGUCAUAUUCAAGUUGCGUAUGCGAUGCUCCUUGAAAAUAAAUGUCCUUCGUGGUUGUACCCAGUCACCAUGGGUGCUACUACGGUAUGGGAGCGGUGGGAUAGUAUGCUGCCCGAUGGAUCAAUCAAUCCUGGUGAGAUGACUUCCUUCAAUCAUUAUGCUUUUGGCUCGAUUGCCAAGUUCUUGUAUGAGAGAUUGGCCGGUCUGCAAAGACUGGAGCCUGGCUGGACAAAGUGCCGCGUCGCACCUUGCAUCGGGGCGGAAUUCUCGGAGGCCUCUGCUUCGCAUGAAACCCCUCUGGGCAUUGUGUCUUGUUCGUGGAAGACUACUCAUUUCGGUAAGAAACAGAGUCGUUUGGAGGUCCAAAUCACAGUGCCACCAGGUAUGACCUGUGAGAUUUUCCUGCCAGAGGGGUCAGGGGACUUGCAGAAAACUGUUGGUCAAGGUGAAUGGACAUUUGAGACAUGUUUUACAAGGGAAAAUGAAUGGCCCGUGAAGCCAUUACCUGCUAAGUCUUGA
Penicillium daleae is the source of this 2397-nucleotide messenger RNA. RefSeq names its product alpha-L-rhamnosidase. Bases 1 to 2397 code for a protein of 798 amino acids. Lineage: Eukaryota; Fungi; Ascomycota; Eurotiomycetes; Eurotiales; Aspergillaceae. The record is from RefSeq and is a predicted model, not a curated record. The transcript is spliced from 2 exons. Gene Ontology annotation, biological process: carbohydrate metabolic process.